Molecule: messenger RNA, 1090 nt
Organism: Rhinopithecus roxellana (golden snub-nosed monkey)
Lineage: Eukaryota; Metazoa; Chordata; Mammalia; Primates; Cercopithecidae
Product: tubulin beta-8 chain-like
Exons: 1
Coding region: 98-1090 (330 amino acids)
Biological process (GO): microtubule cytoskeleton organization; mitotic cell cycle
Cellular component (GO): cytoplasm; microtubule
Molecular function (GO): GTP binding; structural constituent of cytoskeleton; GTPase activity
Source: RefSeq, a predicted model, not a curated record
UACCUGGCCAUCGAGUGACUGGCUGUACUGUCUCACAGGUCAGAGUGGGGCCGGAAACAACUGGGCCAGGGGGCACUACACAGAAGGCGCGGAGCUGAUGGAGUCAGUGAUGGACGUUGUCAGAAAGGAGGCUGAGAGCUGUGACUGCCUGCAGGGUUUCCAGCUGACCCACUCCCUGGGUGGGGGGACGGGGUCUGGGAUGGGUACCCUUCUGCUCAGUAAGAUCCAGGAGGAGUACCCAGACAGGAUCAUAAACACAUUCAGCAUCCUGCCCUCGCCCAAGGUGUCAGACACGGUGGUGGAGCCCUAUAAUGCCACCCUCUCGGUCCACCAGCUCAUAGAAAAUGCAGACGAGACCUUCUGUAUAGACAACGAAGCGUUAUACGACAUCUUUUCCAGGACCCUGAAACUGCCCACGCCCACCUAUGGUGACCUGAACCACCUGGUGUCUGCCACCAUGAGCGGAGUCACCACGUGCCUGCGCUUCCCAGGCCAGCUGAAUGCUGACCUGCGGAAGCUGGCCGUGAACAUGGUCCUGUUUCCCCGGCUGCAUUUCUUCAUGCCUGGCUUUGCCCCAUUGACCAGCCGGGGCAGCCAGCAGUACCGGGCCCUGACGGUGGCUGAGCUUAUGCAGCAGAUGUUUGAUGCUAGGAAUAUGAUGGCCGCGUGUGACCCCCACCAUGGCCGCUACCUAACGGCGGCUGCCAUUUUCAGGGGUCGCAUGCCCAUGAGGGAGGUGGAUGAACAAAUGUUCAACAUUCAAAAUAAGAACAGCAGCUACUUCGCUGACUGGCUCCCCCACAACGUCAAAACGGCUGUCUGUGACAUCCCAUCCCGGGGGCUAAAAAUGUCAGCCACCUUCAUUGGGAACAACACGGCCAUCCAGGAACUCUUCAAGCGUGUCUCAGAGGAGUUUACCGCAAUGUUCUGGCGCAAGGCCUUCCUCCAUUGGUAUACCGGCGAGGGGAUGGAUGAGAUGGAAUUUACCGAGGCGGAGAGCAACAUGAACGACCUGGUUUCUGAGUAUCAACAGUAUCAGGAUGCCAAGGCCGAGGAGGAGGAGGAGUUUGAGGAGUAUGCGGAGGCCUAG